CCAGCAUGGCACCGGCGAUCUGCUCAUCCAGAGGACGGAUAACACUGUCAGAUAUCUGCUAGUAACAAACAUUACAUGUCGAUAAUAGAUUAUCGGAUCGAUUAUCGAUAGAACCAGCUCCAGUCAGCAGUUCCCUGGUAUUUUAUAGCAAACCUCCAAGAGCGUUCCAAGGCUUUGAACGUUCUGAACCCCCACAUUGCUCUCGUCGCCCUAAAUACGCCCAUUACUAUUGUUGCAUGUCAAUGGAGCAAAGAGAACGUCGUGCAGCAAUCCUUACGUAUCACGUCGGAAAUAGGAAUUUCUCAAGAAUAUUCAAAGAAAAUUCCCUCGAAGAAGCAAAGAAUGUGGUACAGAGAAAACUGCAGUUACCGCCGGGCUCGGUGGUCAAGCUAAGAGCUGCUCGGAGUUCCAAGACGUUUAUUGAGUUGGAUGAUGAUGACGAUUUUGAUGCAUUCUCUCUGCGGGCGCAAAUGCUUAGGUUAGUUGAUGUGGUGGUGGAUGUCAAAUACCCCCUGCCAAUGGAGUCACGUGCGGCUAAGAACAAACGCAAAGCCACGAAUGACCAGCAGCCGGAGGACGCUAACGCGACUGCAACACCCCAACCAAAGAUUAAGAAACGGAAGACAGAUCAACCUGCAGCAGAGGGUAACGCUCCUAAGCACGCGCAAACUCCUGAGGUCCCCGAGACUGAUUUCAAAGAGAAGCUGAAUGCCGCUGAGCGCGCGUUGAAGGAUUGCCAAGAUGAAUUCGAUAGGAUAUUUAAGCAGAUGGAGGAGAGCUUGAGAGGAUGAGGGUAGGGAGAAGGAGGAGGCACGUAGGCUAAGGAAGAAGGAGAAGGCAUGUAGGAAGAGGGGGAGGUGUGUGCAGAUUGAGUUUGAUUGUCGAGGAAGCCUCAAGUUGCUAGGUCCUGUUUUCAUUUAUGUGAAUGUCUUGAUAUAUACCCUGUGAGUUGUCAUCGAAGCCUGAUCAUGAACGUCAGCCUCCGUAUCUAAGGCGUAAACUUUAGGAAUGACUAGUCAAUUGGCGAGAUGGGAUUUG
Molecule: messenger RNA, 1038 nt
Organism: Suillus paluster
Lineage: Eukaryota; Fungi; Basidiomycota; Agaricomycetes; Boletales; Suillaceae
Exons: 4
Coding region: 237-791 (184 amino acids)
Source: RefSeq, a predicted model, not a curated record